Molecule: messenger RNA, 7216 nt
Organism: Phascolarctos cinereus (koala)
Lineage: Eukaryota; Metazoa; Chordata; Mammalia; Diprotodontia; Phascolarctidae
Source: RefSeq, a predicted model, not a curated record
UGUGUCCUGCUUGCCAGGGGUGCCGGGGAUUACAGUUUCCAGGAUGGAGGCGAAGAGAAGCAGGCUGAGUGGGGCCCUGAGGGACGCUGAGGCCAUGGCUGCGGCCAGCACGGUGCGGAAGGCAGCAGGCCCGGUGCCCGAGGCAGCCCAGCCUUUCCUGUUCACCCCACACUCGGGCCCUGGGCAGGUGAGCAGCACGGGCACCCCCCAGGUGGAGUGGGCCGCCCGGCGCCUGGUAUGGGUGCCAUCCGAGCUGCACGGCUUUGAGGCAGCCGCCCUGCAGGAUGAGGGCCCCGAGGAGGUGGAGGUGGAGUUGGCAGAGAGCGGGCGCCGGCUGCGGCUGCCGAGGGACCAGGUCCAGCGCAUGAACCCUCCCAAGUUCAGCAAGGCUGAAGACAUGGCAGACCUCACGUGCCUCAAUGAAGCCUCCGUUCUGCACAACCUACGGGAGAGAUACUACUCUGGCCUCAUCUAUACCUACUCGGGCCUCUUCUGUGUGGUCAUCAAUCCUUAUAAGCAGUUGCCCAUCUAUACGGAAGCCAUCGUGGAGAUGUACCGCGGCAAGAAGCGCCACGAGGUUCCGCCCCACGUGUAUGCGGUGACCGAGGGGGCCUACCGCAGCAUGCUGCAAGACCGGGAGGAUCAAUCCAUACUGUGCACAGGCGAGUCUGGGGCUGGCAAGACAGAAAACACAAAGAAAGUCAUUCAGUACCUGGCUCAUGUGGCCUCGUCCCCGAAGGGCCGGCGGGAGCAGGGCGCCCCGGGUGAGCUGGAACGGCAGCUGCUCCAGGCCAACCCCAUCUUGGAGGCCUUCGGGAACGCCAAGACCGUGAAGAAUGACAACUCUUCUCGCUUCGGCAAAUUCAUCAGGAUCAACUUCGAUGUGGCGGGUUACAUUGUGGGGGCCAACAUCGAGACCUACUUGCUGGAGAAGUCCCGGGCCAUCCGGCAGGCCAAAGACGAAUGCAGCUUCCACAUCUUCUACCAGCUCCUUGGGGGCGCCGGGGAGCAGCUGAAAGAGGACCUCCUCCUCCAGCCGUGCUCCGAGUAUCGCUUCCUCACCAAUGGGCCAGCUUCAUCCCCAGGCCAGGAUCGCGAGCUGUUCCACGAGACUUUGGAAUCCCUGCGUGUCCUGGGCUUUACCCACGAGGAGAUUGUCUCCAUGUUACGAGUGGUAUCUGCUGUUCUCCAGUUUGGAAACAUCUCCCUGAAGAAAGAGAGACAUUCAGAUCAGGCCACCAUGCCAGACAACACAGCGGCCCAGAAACUCUGCCGUCUGCUGGGCUUGGGGGUGACCGAUUUCUCCCGAGCCCUGCUCUCCCCCCGCAUCAAGGUUGGUCGUGACUAUGUACAGAAGGCUCAGACCAAGGAGCAGGCUGACUUCGCCUUGGAAGCCUUGGCCAAAGCCUCCUAUGAGCGCCUCUUUCGCUGGCUUGUGCUUCGCCUCAACCGUGCCCUGGACCGAAGCCCUCGCCAGGGGGCCUCCUUCCUGCUGGGCAUCCUGGACAUCGCUGGCUUCGAGAUCUUCCAACUGAACUCCUUUGAGCAGCUGUGCAUCAACUACACCAAUGAGAAGCUGCAGCAGCUCUUCAACCACACCAUGUUCGUGCUGGAGCAGGAGGAGUACCAGCGCGAGGGCAUCCCCUGGACCUUCCUGGACUUUGGCCUCGACCUGCAGCCCUGCAUUGACCUCAUCGAGAGGCCCGUGAGCCAACCCCCCCCGGGGCUCCUGGCCCUGCUGGACGAGGAGUGCUGGUUUCCCAAGGCCACGGACAAAUCCUUUGUGGAGAAGGUGGCCCAAGAGCAGGGCAGCCACCCCAAGUUCCAGCGGCCCCGGCAGCUGCGCGACCAGGCGGACUUCAGCGUGUUGCACUACGCCGGGAAGGUGGACUACAAGGCCAACGAGUGGCUGAUGAAAAACAUGGACCCACUGAAUGACAGCGUCGCAGCCCUCCUGCACCAGAGCACGGACAAGCUCACAGCGGAGAUCUGGAAGGACGUGGAAGGCAUCGUGGGUCUGGAGCAGGUGAGCAGCCUCGGGGACGGGGGUGCACCUGGGGGACGCCCGCGCCGCGGCAUGUUCCGGACAGUGGGUCAGCUGUACAAGGAGUCCCUGAGUCGGCUCAUGGCCACGCUGAGCAACACCAACCCCAGCUUUGUGCGCUGCAUCAUCCCCAACCACGAGAAGAGGGCAGGGAAGCUGGAGCCUCGGCUGGUGCUGGACCAGCUACGCUGUAAUGGGGUCCUGGAGGGGAUCCGCAUCUGCCGCCAGGGCUUCCCCAAUCGAAUCCUGUUUCAGGAAUUUCGGCAGAGGUAUGAGAUCCUGACUCCCAAUGCCAUCCCCAAGGGCUUCAUGGAUGGGAAACAGGCCUGCGAGAAGAUGAUCCAGGCCCUGGAGCUGGACCCCAACCUGUACCGUGUCGGCCAAAGCAAAAUCUUUUUCCGGGCCGGUGUCCUGGCCCAGUUGGAGGAAGAGCGGGACCUCAAGAUCACAGACAUCAUCGUGUCCUUCCAAGCGGCUGCCCGAGGAUACUUGGCCCGAAGGGCUUUCCACAGACGCCAGCAGCAGCAGAGUGCCCUGCGGGUGAUGCAGAGGAACUGCGCCGCCUACCUCAAGCUCCGCCAUUGGCAGUGGUGGCGCCUCUUUACCAAGGUGAAGCCGCUUCUUCAGGUGACCCGCCAGGAUGAAGUACUCCAGGCACGGGCCCAGGAGCUCCAGAAGGUGCAAGAGCUGCAGCAACAGAGUGCCCGUGAGCUGGAUCAGCUCCAAGAACGAGUGCACCAGCUGGAGGAGGAGAGAGCCCGGCUCUCGGAGCAGCUGCGGGCAGAGGCUGAGCUGUGUGCCGAGGCCGAGGAGACCCGGGGCCGCCUGGCGGCCCGGAAGCAGGAGCUGGAGACGGUGGUGGGCAUGUUGGAGGCCCGGGUGGGUGAGGAAGAGGAGCGUAGCGUGCAGCUGGAGACGGACAAGAAGCGGCUGCAGCAGCAUGUGCAGGAGCUGGAACAGCACCUCGAGGCAGAGGAGGGGGCCCGACAGAAACUGCAGCUGGAGAAGGUGACCACUGAGGCCCGGCUGAAGAAGAUGGAAGAGGAUCUGCUGCUUUUGGAGGACCAGAACGCCAAGCUGGGCAAGGAGCGGCGGCUGCUAGAGGAGCGUCUGGCAGAGUUCUCCUCCCAGGCGGCUGAAGAGGAAGAAAAGGUGAAGAGCCUUAGCAAACUCAGGCACAAAUAUGAGGCCGUGAUGGCCGACAUGGAAGAACGGCUCAAGCUGGAGGAGAAAAGCCGCCAAGAGCUGGAGAAAACCAAGCGGCGCCUGGACGGGGAGAGCUCAGAGCUGCAGGAGCAGAUGCUGGAGCAGCAGCGCCGGGCGGAGGAGCUCCGUGCCCAGCUGGGCCGCAAGGAGGAGGAGCUCCAGGCUGCCCUGGCCAGGGCCGAGGAGGAGGGCGGGGCCCGGGCCACGCUGCUCAAGUCCCUUCGAGAGGCCCAGGCAGGGCUGGCCGAAGCCCAGGAAGACCUGGAAGCCGAGAGGGCAGCGCGGACGAAGGCGGAGAAGCAGCGUCGAGACCUUGGGGAGGAGCUGGAGGCCCUCCGGGGGGAGCUGGAAGACACGCUGGACUCCACCAAUGCCCAGCAGGAGCUCCGGACCAAGCGGGAGCAGGAAGUGUCCGAGCUGAAGCGGGCACUGGAGGAAGAGACGCGCAGCCAUGAAGCUGUCGUCCAGGAGCUACGGCAACGUCACGGCCAGGCCCUGGGCGAGCUAGGCGAACAGUUAGAACAGGCGCGGCGGGGCAAAGGUGCUUGGGAGAAGACCCGACUGGCCCUGGAAGCCGAGGUGUCCGAGCUGCGGGCCGAGCUGGGCAGCCUGCAGGCUUCGCGGCAGGAGGGCGACCAGCGGCGCCGGCGGCUCGAGACCCAGCUGCAGGAGCUGCAGGCCCGGGCUGGCGAUGGCGAGCGCACCCGGGCCGAAGCGGCCGACAAGCUGCAGAGAGCCCAGGCGGAGCUGGACAGUGUCUCGGGGGCCCUGAGUGAGGCCGAGUCCAAAGUGAUCCGCCUAAGUAAGGAGCUGAGCAGCGCCGAAGUCCAGCUCCAUGACGCGCAGGAGCUCCUGCAGGAGGAGACACGGGCCAAGCUGGCCCUGGGGUCCCGGGUUCGAGGGCUGGAGAGCGAGGCCGCUGGGCUGCGGGAACAGCUGGAGGAAGAGGCAGCGGCCAGGGAGCGAGCCGGGAGGGAGCUGCAGACGGCCCAGGCCCAGCUGUCAGAGUGGCGGCGGCGGCAAGAGGAAGAGGCAGGAGCCCUGGAGGCCGGAGAGGAGGCCCGCCGGCGGGCGGCCCGAGAGGCCGAGGCCUUGGCCCAGAGGCUGGCCGAGAAGACCGAGGCGACCGAGCGGCUGGAGAGGGGCCGGCGGCAGCUGCAGCAGGAGCUAGACGAUGUCUCCAUGGAUCUGGAGCAGCAGCGGCACCUCGUCAGCAGCCUGGAGAAGAAACAGAAGAAGUUCGACCAGCUCCUGGCAGAGGAGAAAGCAGUGUCCCAGAGGGCGGUGGAGGAACGGGAGCGGGCAGAGGCUGAGGGCAGGGAGCGAGAGGCCCGGGCCCUGGCGCUGGCCCGGGCCCUGGAAGAGGAGCGUGAGGCUCGGGAGGAGUUGGAGCGGCAGAACCGGGCCCUCCGGGCAGAGCUGGAGGAGCUGCUGAGUAACAAGGACGACGUGGGCAAGAGCGUGCACGAAAUGGAGAGAGCCCGCCGGGCAGCGGAGCAGGCGGCCGCCGACCUUCGCACUCAGGUAACGGAGCUGGAGGACGAGCUGAUGGCCGCCGAGGACGCUAAGCUGCGCCUGGAGGUGACGGCCCAGGCGCUGAAGGCUCAGCAUGAGCGGGAGCUGCAGGGCCGGGAUGAGGCUGGCGAGGAGAGGAGGCGGCUUCUGGCCAAGCAGUUAAGGGACGCGGAGGUCGAGCGCGAUGAGGAGAGGAAGCAGAGGGCGCUGGCCAUGGCCGCCCGCAAGAAGGCAGAGCUGGAGCUGGAGGAGUUGAAGGCCCAGGUGGGCUCUGCGGGUCAGGGAAAGGAAGAGGCCAUGAAGCAGCUGCGGAAGACACAGGCCCAGAUGAAGGAGCUGUGGCGGGAAGUGGAGGAGUCUCGAACUUCCCGGGAGGAGAUCUUUACCCAGAACCGGGAGAAUGAGAAGAGGCUCAAGAGCCUUGAGGAGGAGCUGCUGAAGCUGCAGGAGGAGCUCGCGGCCUCGGACCGGGCCCGGCGCCAAGCGCAGCAGGAUCGGGACGACAUGGCAGACGAGGCAGCCAACGGGAACCUGGCCAAGGCGGCCCUAGCAGAGGAGAAGCGGCAGCUCGAGGGGCGACUGGGCCAACUGGAAGAGGAGCUGGAGGAAGAGCAUGGGAACCUGGAGCUGCUCAAUGACCGUUACCGCAAGCUGCUGCUGCAGGUGGAGUCUCUGACCACGGAGCUAUCGGCUGAGCGGAGUUUCUCCGCCAAGGCAGAAAGUGGACGGCAGCAGCUGGAGCGUCAGAUCCAGGAACUGCGAGGCCGCCUGGGCGAGGAGGAUGCUGGGGUCAGAGCCCGCCACAAGAUGCUCAUCGCAUCUCUAGAGUCCAAGCUGGCCCAGGCUGAGGAGCAGCUGGAGCAGGAGAGCAGGGAGCGCAUUCUGUCGGGGAAGCUUGUCCGGAGAGCUGAGAAGCGCCUGAAGGAGGUGGUCCUGCAGGUGGAUGAGGAGAGGAGGGUGGCUGACCAGCUCCGGGACCAGCUGGAGAAGGGCAACCUGCGGCUGAAACAGCUGAAGCGGCAGCUGGAGGAGGCCGAGGAAGAGGCCUCCAGAGCCCAAGCUGGCCGUCGGCGGCUGCAGCGGGAGUUGGAUGACGUCACUGAGUCGGCAGAGUCCAUGAACCGGGAGGUCACCACGCUGAGGAACCGGCUUCGGCGAGGGCCCCUCACCUUCACCACAAGGACAGUGCGUCAGGUCUUCCGCCUGGAGGAAGGGGUCGCCUCCGAUGAGGAAGGAGAAGAAGCAGAAGGAGGCACUGGUCCCCCUGCUCCAGAACCUGAUGUCCCCCCCCAGUCCCAGCCACAGUGACCCUCUUGUUGAUUCUCUGCUCCAAAUCCCCUUCCCCUCCUGCCUUCUUGCACUUUGGAGACCCCAGUGCCCAAACCAGGCACUUUAAGUCAUCAAAGCUCCCAGCCCCAAAUCAAGCAGUGGGCCUGGCACUUAGCUGGGGGCAGGCUUGGGGAGGGGUUCAUGCCUGCUUUCCUCCCAGCCCCCAAGUCUUUGUACAACAAAAAGGGGAAGGCCCCGGCUUUCCCCUUCCCGUUUUGACUUUCUCCUUUUUACUCAUUCCUCUCCUUCCCAUCAUACCCAAUUUCUGUCCUCUUUCUUCCCAGCCUCCCUCUUCUUUGGAACAGCUUCUUCCCACCCCAAGCCCCUCUUUUCCUCAUCUCCCUCUCCUCUUUCUCAGCACCAUCUCCCUGUCUCCUUGCCUUCUAUUUCCCCACCUCUCCUCAUCUUUGCCUCCAUCCUCUCAUCUCCUUCUUCCCCCUCAUCUUGUCUCCCUUUUCCCCUCCUCAGCAUUGUCAUCUUCCUCUCUUCCAUCCUCAGCCCUGUAUUCUCCCCUCAUCUCCUCCUUUUAGGUUAUUUCAUCCCCUCUCUUCAUCUUAUCCCCCCUUCCCUCCUCAUGCUUUUGUAUCCCUUUGUAUCUUCAGCACUUAGCACAAUGCCUGGUACAUAGUAGGUGCUUAAUACAUGUUUACUGAUUGAUCGAUCCUUCUCAUCUCACUCUCUUCCAUCCUCAUCUCAUGCUCAUCAUCUCAUCUCACCUCUUUUCUCCCUCCUUAUCCUUCUCAUCUCCCUUUCUCCUAUCUCCCUUUUCUUGUCUCCUCUCCCCUCCUUUCCUCAUUGCCUAUUUCCCUCUCCUCAUUUCUCUCCGCCAUGUCUUUCAUUCCCCUCUUUUCUGUCAUCUGCCCUCUACCCAUCCAGUCUCAUUCCUUCUUUACCUCCCUUCCUCUGUUCUCCACUCUCUUCCUCUCACCUCUUUCUCGCUCCAUUUCUCUCCAUCUCCUUUUCCCUCCAUCAGCCUCUCCUUCCCACUUCCCCACCUGAUGCUCUGGUGGCUUCUGUGUGGUUUAGGUUGGCGUUUCAGGGUCAGGUAUAACAGUAGCAUGUGUCCUGUUCCCCUCAGCCCCUGCCCUUCCCGCUCCAGUGGAAAUAAACUUCAAAGCCUUA